CAGAUUUUUCCCGAAUCAGUACGCCAUCCAGGUAUUUUUGGCAUACUGCCGAUUUUGCUUUUGUUUGCAAACUGCACAUUUGGGCCAAAUCAGUACGUACUACUAGUAUAGGAGGCGGUUUCGAAUACAGCCAGUGUGUUAAAGGCACCACCGUUUCCAUUGAAAUAAACAUUUUGUUACAUUUUGUCGGGGCUGAAGUCGGUCCCACAUUACGUUACCGACAUUAGAUAAGACGUAGAGGCGCCACCGUGUUUGGCCAGACAUCAGCUGUAACCUUAAAGUUUCAGACGAAAUGUCCUCCCAAGUCAGACUGAGGCUGCUGCCGAGCGCCAGGUGCUUCUUCGAUGAGCCCAUUCAGGUGCAGGUAGCCGGGCUGAGGUCGAGACAGGUGGUCUCCAUGAAAGCCAGAUCAACUGACGAGAAAGGAGUGGUGUUCAGCUCCUCAGCCACCUACAGGGCUGAUGGGAGCGGGGAGAUCGACCUGAAGAGAGACCCCUCGCUCAGUGGCAGCUAUGUCGGGGUUGAACCCAUGGGUCUACUGUGGUCGAUGAGGGCGGACACCUUGCACAGAAAGUUUCAAAAAACAAAUGCAUUAAACCCCCACGUGGUGAAGUUCUCUGUGCACGAGGAGGAAGGGGAGGAAAGGAUGCUGGCAGAGGCGACCAACGAGAGGCUUCUGAUUGGAGACGGGGUCAGCCGGCUCCCCGUCAAAGAGGGGAAUAUCCGCGGAGUCCUGUUUACUCCCCCAGGAGAAGGUCAGUUUCCCGCUCUGUUGGAUCUGAGCAGCUUUAAGUCUGAGAAAAGAGCCUCUCUGCUGGCAAACAAAGGGUUUAUGGUUCUGAAUGUAGCAGUGUUCUCUGAUAAGCCUGAUAACAUGAAAGAGAUGGACCUGGACCACUUUAAAGAAGCAGUGGAUUUCUUACUACAACAUCCUAAGGUGGGCAGUAAAGGAGUUGGUGUAAUAUCACGAUCUAAGGGGGCAGAUAUUGCGCUUUCACUUGCUGCUUAUGUACCAGGUGUUGUGGCCACAGUGUGGAUCAGUGGCUGCAGCGCCAAUGUGGCUGUUCCUCUUUACUACAGAAAACGCCAAAUCCUCUCACCAGUAGUGUUUGACUUCAGCAAGUUGAUUCCUGUUGAGUCAGGGGCCUUCAUUAUCAAGGAUGGUGUUACAAAUCCCCUGGCAGAGGAAAACAAGGGAAGCCUGAUCCCCAUUGAACAAGCCAAGGGACAUUUCCUGUUUGUGGCUUCAGAGGACGACCUCAACUGGGACAGUAAAGGUUACAUGGAGGAGAUGGUGGAGAGACUGAAGCGUCAUGGGAAGGACAACUUCGAGAGUGUGUGUUACCCGAGAGCUGGACACCUACUGGAGCCGCCUUAUGGGCCCUACUGCCCCUCUAGUGUUCAUGGGUUUGUACUCAAGCCAGUCAUAUGGGGGGGUGAGCCCAGCUCCCACGCAGCAGCUGAAGUCCACCUGUGGAAGAAGAUCCAGGAGUUCUUCAGAACCCACCUGAGCUGUGAUGCCACGCAGACUAAAGCCAAGUUAUAGAUGCAAAUAGGUUAACAUAAAAGAACAAGUAAGAAAAUCAUGAAAUCAAGGCUGGCAGUUAACCUGAUAUAAUUGUUUACGAAGCUGAAUGUUUUGUAAUUAAGUGAACAAUUUAAUAAUUUGAUUGUUCAUGGAAUAUAUCAAGUUGAAAUGUUAUGACCGAUUACAACCUGUUUCAGGCUUACUAGACUGAACAAAAUUAUAAACGCAACUCUUGUUUUUGCCCUCAUUCAUCAUGAGCUGAACUUAAAGAUCUAAGACUUUCUCUGUGUACACAAAUGGCCUAUUUCUCUCAAAUAUUGUUCAGCAGGGUAGGAGAAUAUUGCGUGCUUUGAGUUAAAUUCGGUGAAGUUUCGCUUACAUGUUGUUUCUGUGUUGAGGAAGUGUAUCACUUCAGUCUACACAGAUAUAUAGAGUUGUGUCUGGCACAAAACAGUUGAGGAACCAAAAAAGAGUCAAAAGGCCUAUGUAAUAUAAACUGGGUCCGAGUUAGGCCCGGCAGGAGUCAGGAUAUUAGAGAAAUGUAUGUGCAUGUCAAUAUUGCUAAAAAUAGAGUCUAUAGGGGUGUGUUAACAAAAAGUGUAUACAGAUGUUAAAAUCCUGUAUGUAAAUGUUAGAAAACUCAUUACCAAGGCCUACAAUAAUAAUACCAAGAGUUAAUAAAAUUUGUGUCUUGAAUAUAAAGUUUAAUGAUAAUAGAUGAAUAGAUAUGGGGAUAUAAAAAGGUAUAAUAAGAAGGUAGAAUGGAUGGAAGUAGUAAUAAAGUAAUAAAUAUAUGAAUACAUAUUGAUAAAAUAGUUAAUGUGGACUAGUAUAGUGGAAAAGACAUGUCUGAUGUAGUCUCUGAUUAAAUUGUGAAAUAGUUAUGUGACAAAUUAAGCUCUGAAGCGGCAGUCCACGGCUGAAUAAGGGAGACUGGAUGAGAAAAGAAAAAAAGGAGUUCGCUCACACUAACAGAGAGUGCAGCAAUAAGUUAAUAAUAACAGAAUUUAUUAAAACUUCUUUAACUAAUAAGGGCUGACAGUAAGCAGAAUAGGUAAAGAAUAGUCAUGGCUGCUGGAAAAGAAAAAUGUAGUUGAAACAGCCUACUAAAAUAUUAUGAUAAGAAAAUUUAGUCCAGUAUAACAGGCUGAAGACACUUUUUGGCUGGAGCAAUCUUAUAAAGAUAAGCAGGGUGCAGAGCACUGGUGAGACGAGCAGGAAAAAAACUAAAAUGAUGAUAACUGUAGAUAACACUAAUAGAUACAGAGCAGAUUAGAAUUUGGGUCAACUAAAAUGACAAAAUGACAAGAAGACAGACCUUGUAUAUUCAUAUAUAACCUAUGCAUACAUGCAUACUGUGUACAUGUAAGAUUCAGACUAAAGGCCUUAUACUUUACUAUAGAUUAGUAGCAGGCAGUAGAAGGCAUGGGGUAUUGAUAGCAAGAGUAUCUGAGGUAUCUGCACUGAUGUCAGACACCAUGCACAUACGCUGAGGCAACAUUCCACAACCACACUGUUGCCAGAUAGAGAACUGCAUGAGGCAGGUCGGCACUCAUAGAAAGAAUUAGAGGAAUCAGCAAUGAGUAGAUGGCUACUGAGGACAGGAACAUACACAUAGCACAUCAGGUGAGAAAUACAUUAACACAUAUACACACUAGGCUGCAUUAGAUAGAACAAUACAUACACACAAGACAGGAUAGUGUUUAGGGCAAGUGAUGAUGAAUUAGCAGGAAUGAUUUUAAUGAAUAGAAAAACACAUACAUGAAUACUGCUUGCAUUAAAACAUGAUUUUAAAGAACAUUUGUAAAUUAGGAAACAUGGACAAGAGAAUGAGUUAGAUGUAGAAAGAUGUAGAAAUCAGCACAGCACCUAAUAUUUUAAGCCUGACGUAGGAGCUAGGAUGCCACAUACAAAUAAUAUCUGUUAAAGUAGCUAUAGCAGGGAUUGGAUUUAAUUGGCCAUUAAUUUUGUUUUAGGUUAAAAAACAUUCAUCUAAUGUAACUGUUUAUUGUAAUUUCUCAACUAUUGGUUCACUGUCUCCUGAGUUAGUUAUUAGUUUGUAUAAACAUUCCUUGAGAGUUUGCUUCAAUAAAAUAAUUCCUUAGGACUAAAGAUAAAGUAAGCUA
Messenger RNA from Micropterus salmoides (largemouth bass), 3654 nucleotides. Its product is annotated as acyl-coenzyme A thioesterase 1-like. The transcript has 4 exons. The record is from RefSeq and is a predicted model, not a curated record. NCBI's taxonomy places the organism in Eukaryota, Metazoa, Chordata, Actinopteri, Centrarchiformes, Centrarchidae. Gene Ontology annotation, molecular function: fatty acyl-CoA hydrolase activity. Gene Ontology annotation, biological process: fatty acid metabolic process; acyl-CoA metabolic process. The coding region runs from base 293 to 1546 and encodes 417 amino acids.